Dermacentor silvarum is the source of this 3538-nucleotide messenger RNA. Its product is annotated as non-structural maintenance of chromosomes element 4 homolog A-like. Gene Ontology annotation, cellular component: nucleus; Smc5-Smc6 complex. The coding region runs from base 1465 to 1887 and encodes 140 amino acids. Lineage: Eukaryota; Metazoa; Arthropoda; Arachnida; Ixodida; Ixodidae. The record is from RefSeq and is a predicted model, not a curated record. The transcript is spliced from 2 exons. Gene Ontology annotation, biological process: DNA repair.
CGGCAUCAUCAUCAUCAUACAUCGAACUUUCUAGCAUCGUUCAGUGCGGUGUGCGUCGCUCGCGCUCCUUCUGCGACUUGCGCGCGUCAUCCUCGUUUCAAGUCCUCGGAAUGUCCAAGGGGCUGAAGGAAGACGCCCGGCAUCGUAUUAACAUCGACGAAAAAGCAAGUCGGACGCAGUUCUUCUAACAAGCUCCGGGAAGGUCGAGCGACGCAGAUGCGCCGCGCUAAGACUAAUGGCGCCGGAGUGGUCGGAGACGCUCGCUAGCUCGCCCCGCAACGCUGUUCGCGUUGCCGCCCAACCGCGCUGCCACUGAUGGAGGUGGUGGUAGAAGGGGAGGAAAUCACGGAGAAUGAAGGAGGCUAAGGCUGCACUGCGCUCGAGGCACGCCAGCCGCCCCGAGUUGAAGAGGCUACAGUGCAGGCCGCAGAGAACGCGCCAGACGCCGAACGAAGAACCGGGAAAACCGCAGUCAAGCCCAGGGCUCGACCGCCACCACUCCCCAGGAGGAAACCACUAGAGUCCACCGCCCGGGGAUUACAAAGUCAUCUUGCGGCCACAAACAGCAAACUCCUCGUAUUCGGCCUGGCGAAACUGUUUUAGAGCUGUCAGCACUGCGGAGGAAGUCAUUGCAGUGGGUCAACUCAGGGUGUACCCCAGCGGCAACACUGCACUCAGUAGCACGCCGUCCAGAGCCAGGGCUGAGAUAUACAACUUGAAGGUCCUCAAGGUCAACCAACAAGAUGUCCAAGUUAUCGCUUCCGCAACGGCGCCUGAGGUUUCAUUUAAGGGGAUACUGUAUUACGGCAGUUCUGAUGAAAACGACGUAGCGAUAAAGAAUUUCAAGCCAGACAUCCAGGGAAUCCAGCUUGUCGGAGCGAGGCGCCUAGGGUCCUCAAGGCAUGUGGUGAUCGUUUUCGCCGGCACAUAACCGGAGUGUAUGGGAUACUGGGGAGCCACUUAGGCUGUCAGCGGGCGGGACAUAGAGCAGACGUCUGCCCACAGGAAAGAAAAGCCAGGUGUAAAAGAUGCGGGGACGAAUCCCAUGUCACACCGGAGUGCGGCACGAAGCCAACGUGUGAGGCUCGUUGCAUUGUUUGCAAACGAAGGCACCCCACUGGUGGCAGAAACUGCAAGUUCAAGUAUUAUUACCAAAUGCAACUGAAGAGUAACAUCGCGACAAAUGGGGGCAGAGCAACUACAAGCCAGCCCAAGGAGAGGAUCCAUGCCAGCACAGCGUCUCAGCCCAGCACACACAGCACACGCCGUGCAGAGCAACCACCUUUCACAGGUAGACCAAAACAAGCAAAGGGACACCACCCUGGGAAAUAAGGCGCAAGGAACCUCGGUAUACGGUCGUCCUGCAUAGACGGGAGCAUAACACGGGGGCGCUUUGCCAGCCAUGGUCGUGAAACCAGCGGAUUGACCUCAAGGGCCAAGGGGCAGCCUGGGCUAGGCGAGAGGAUGGCCUGGCAGCCCCCUGCAGCCGGACCAGACGACAGAGGACCCAUCGAGAACAACGAAACGGUGCGCUCCGUGGAGCAGACAAAUCAAGAGACAACAAAAGAGCGUGUCAUUGUGAUCCACCAGCUUCUGAACGACUUGUACAAGCAGUUUGGACAGCCACUACCAUAUUUGGAAUUCGUAAUUCACCCGCAGUCAUUCGGCAAGACAUGUGAAAAUAUAUUUCGCCUGUCGCUCUUAAUCGAGGGCCACGCCCGCAUAAAAAACGAUGAGAGCAACCUGCUGGUGGUGGAGCCCAUCUUUAAAAACACUAGCACCCAGCGUGAGGCCAAUGAAAAUGUCUUCGUAAUGACCUUGGAUUUCAAAAAGUGGCAAGGCGCAGUCGAGGCAUUGAAGAUCACUAAGCCAGUGAUUCUGAAUUGAUGUUAUUUAUUGGUAACUUACAUUUUAAAUAAAGUUGUGUGUUUAUUCCUUGUAAUUAAUGGAAACAUUGAAUUAUGAAAUAUGUUUAAAGAACAAUUUUUCUCAACGUAUGGCAGUAAAGCAAGUGUAAAGUAGAAAAUAAUGCACACAUGUGCCAAAAACCAGCAGUAGGCAAUGGAAUAAGCAAAUGUAUACGACUUGUUCACGCCAAGCAGUGCAAAGGAAACUGUGAUAGAUUCACUCUAUGAAACUUUGCAGUAGUUUUUUGAACUAGUUUUAAGUGUGGUUUAAUGGACUACACAUCUCUCGCAAUGUCAACAAAAGUGCAUUCCUUGUUUUUCCUUUAACUUUUUCUAUUCGAAUCUCUUUAAUGUACGGUCAAGAGAUAAUUCCAUAGGUAGAAUUGCUAAAAUAUCUGUAAUUUAUACAGAAAAGCUUAAUUGGCAUUCACACACAGUAUACCAUGUCAAAAGGAGCAUGUGUUGUUGGAUUGUUGUGAAAAGUCAGCAGCAGUCUUUUCGGAAUGCACAGGGACUCUGUGAUGAUUUAUUGCACCUAUGUCUGCCCCAUUUUUUUAGUUUUGUUGCAGGUAAUUCUCCGAGGGUCCUGCUUGCUAAUUGCGCCCUCUUCUGUUAGAACACGAGGCAUCACAUUUGUCUUGGUCGUUUAAAUUUUGUAGUGAACUACAUUUGGUUUCGUAUAGUGAUAGUCCAAACAUUUCUGAACAUCUGUUUCUCCCCGGAGAUGCUCCUACUUCAAUGUGCUCAUUCGUGAGCCGGCCACAUGUUUUGAUAAUCAGUGGUCUCGACUACACUGUCCCCAGGUAAUUUUUAUGUAGAAGCUCUCGGAACUGUUACAAAUAAUGAUCUGUGAUGUGGUUUUCCCAAAUGCAGUGGCUCCUACAGUAAGUGUUCAAUUUGAUGUAUUUCAUAAAAAUGCUAAACUUGCUAUUAGAUAACUAAAUGGCUUGUUAGAAGACCACCUUGAGAGCCUUCAAAUAAAUGCUGUGAUAGCCACAGAUGCUUCUGUCAGUGAAGAUAAGGCAGGAGUAAGCAUUUUUUAACCAUAAAAUGGGUCUUUUCUCUUCAACUGCCUGACUUCACGCCGAUAUUCCAGGUAGAGUUAUUGAUGACCAUUCUAGCACUGCAAGAACUUCCCACGUCUAUUCAGCUGAUAUGUUAACUGACUCCCUGUCCGUUUGUUCUGUUAAUGGCAAAUUCAUCUACCAUUCUCGGCUAAUUUUAUUCAUCUAUUCCCCAACACUUGUGUUUUGUCCGUUUGGUAUGGGUACACAGGCUUAACCUUAACUCGUGAUGGCAUCCCUUAAGGUCCUGAGGGUCCUACAACUUCCAGGAUAUAUCACUGCUGCAAGAUUUAGAAAAUUUUCUGCUCAUGAGAAACGUGCAGAAUCAUACAUCCUAAACAACACUUAUUGUCAGCACUUGAGAUUCCCCUGGCACAGUGGAUGGUGUUGCAAAAGAAAAAUUUGCAAAUUACAUUUACUAGAUUGCAUUGUUGAAUGCCGCUGCUUCAUUUUUAUUCACACUGGUUUGCUUUGGCUCCUUUCUUUGUAUGUUAUUGCAGUGUAGAACUUUUCUUUGUAGAAUGUAAUAGGUUUACAAUUCAAAGUAAACAACAUCUAGAAGGUCCA